GUUGUUUCAAACUCAUUGGUAACAACCAUCGGUAGUAGAUGGUUUAUGGAUUUAUUCAUGCCUAUAGAAAUUCUCCAAUGAAACACAAAAUAUUUUUCUUUUUUUUUAUGGUAACUCAAAGAACUAUUGAAGAUGUGAAUGUAGAAUCUAGAAAUUCUUGUCAGCAAAAAACCUAUCAGCACGAUCGCCACGAUCAACAUUAUCAAAAUAAUUCAGGUCGUAUUACAACAAUUCAGAAAGGAAAUUAUACUAUUCAAGGAAUUCUCAAAUUUACAGAGACCGAUUCGUGUAAUAAAGUCAGUCUUUUCGGCUUAAUAAAUGUGUAUGCUAUUCAAUACGCAAUUGAUAUUGCAAAUAAAAAUCCUAACUUAAAUCAGUGGGCUAGUAUUGGAAUUCGUUUUGAUGAUAAUUGUAGGUCUUUACCUGUUACAAUGGCUAUAGCUGUCGAAUAUAUAUCAAUGAUACGUGAAAAUUCUGUCUGUCGGGAGGAAUUUUUGCAUUGUAUUAAUGACACAGUUUCCGACAAUAUUCAACCAGCAGUUGGAAUUAUAGGUACUGACAGAAGUACUACAACAAUACCUUUGUCAGGUUUAAUGUCUUUGUAUCAAAUUCCAGUUAUAAGCCAUGCUGCUUCUAGUCCUUUGCUGAGUAGAAGCUUACAUAGGUCAUUUUUUAGAACAAUUCCAUCCGAUGUUCAUCAAAUAACUGCCAUGUUAGAUAUUAUUAAAUAUUUUAAUUGGACUUAUGUUAUUGCAAUUGGUUCAGAUGAUGACUAUGGUAAACUUGCAGUCACAGAUCUCCAAAACCGUACAGCGAAUUCUAGCAUUCAUAUAGAAUAUACGAAUUACAUUCCAGUGAAUCAUCGAAAUACAAACAGUACUAUAAUAGAUAUAGUUGAGAAAUUAGAUUCUCUUAAAUCUACAGUAGUUAUUUUGUUUUGCUAUGUAAGUCACUUAGGAGAAUAUAUUUUAAAACUAGCCCAGAAAAAAAGUUUACAACGUGUUUGGUUAACGAGUGACAAUUGGAAUCCGUAUUCUGAAAAGUUAGACGCAGCUUUAGAAAAUCAACUGCAGGGCCUAAUGACCGUUUCUAUGAAACGUCACAAAUUACCAAAACUUGUUAACUAUAUAGAAAAUGAAAUAAAAACAAACUUUUUAUGCAAUACGUGGCUAAAAAACUAUUUGAAAAAUGAUUUUCAAUGCGAACCAACAGCAAUUUCAAGUGACAACAAAACAUUUUUUGGAUCAAAAAAUUGUUCUAUUAAUAUUGAUGAUUUAAUUAAAAAAUUAUCGGCGCUUGGAGAAAAAACUAGCAAUUUAGUAGAUGCAGUGGCAGUUCUUACUCGUGCCAUACUUGUAUUUUUACAAAAAAAUUGUGUUCAAAAUAAGUCGUGUUCUAUUUUAAGAAUUGAUCCUAUAACAUUAACGGAAAUUGUACGAAACAUAUCGUUUAUGAACGACGCUGGAGAGCUUGUUCAAUUUGACCAAUCAGGUGAUUCUACUUUUGUCUUUUAUACAAUCGAAAAUUUACAGUUAAUUAAUGGCACGUUAAAAUAUGUAACUGUUGGCAAUUGGAGUAAAACUCGCAAUCAAAGGUUAUUUUUUAACGAAGAUAAAAUAAAAUGGCCCUUCUGGUUUAAAAAUCUCAACAAAAAACAUCCAGAUUCUCAGUGUCACGCACAGUGCCUAGUAGGUCAGUAUUACACUCAAAUAGAUCAAUACUGUUGGAAUUGCACAAACUGUACAGGUAAAAGUUAUAGUAAUACCAUAAUGGCACCAAAGUGUGAACCAUGUGGUGAAGGGAAACACACAAUAGAUCAUAUUACAUGUGUAAAAACGCCAGUAAUUUGGCUGACUAUAAAAAGCACAGAAGGUGUUGCACUUUUCUUAUCAAGCAGUGUUGGAUGGCUACUUACUUUCUUUUCUAUUAUUUUUUUAUUGAAGCUUCGAAAUUUUAUUUUAACAGAUGAAUCGUCUCCAUAUAUAGUUACACUACCGUGUGUUUUAUGUCUUCUGUCUUUUUCUUUUGGAUUUCUUCAAUUAAUUGAGCCAUCACUUUUUUUGUGUCAGGUGCGAAAUGUAUCUUUCUUCUUGUUAAUUAUGAUGUUUUCUUCAUUUUUGAUAAUCAAAACAAAAUAUUUCAAAAAGUACCACAAUUCUAAUGCAAAAUAUUUCUUAAAAGGGCGGUUAUUUCUUACGCAGUUAAUAUUCAUCAAACUUUUUCUAAUUCUUGAGAUAUGUACCAUUACAGCUUGGGAUAGUAUUGAUGGAUAUCAUGCUCCUUUAGAAAACAAUGAAAUAAUUGAAAAAUUUCAUAUUGAGAAACGCUGCAGCAUAGAGUUAACAGCAGGAAAGUUAAUUUCAAUCUUUGUUCCGUUUAUUGUCACCUUUAUUUCAACUUUUUGCAGUUUUCGUGAGCGGAACAAAGACCACAUCUAUUACGAGCCAAAAUUUUUAAGUUUUUCAAGCAUUGCUCUAUGUAUCACUUUUUUGGCUUUUUUACCUACUUUUAAAUAUGCAAAUGUUAGUUUUAAAGCUUUAGUAAUUGCAUACACUCUUAAUAUAAUGGCUUAUACGUUUUUGGGAUGCCUAAUACUACCUAAGGUUUACGUCGGUCAUGCACGUUUUCGUCAUGGGACAUCUUUUUUUAAACUAAAACCAGCAAAGGCUGCAUGGAAACACGGGAAUUCUGUAGCGCCGUCUAAUAUUGUAGAUGGUGAUCCAGAAACUACAGUGACUAAAGUAACUUCUGUUGAUAAUGGAUAAAUAAAAUUAAACUAGUUAAAGUAAAUUAGUAAAAAAAAAAAAAAAAAUGGAUAAAUAAGACUUAAAUAAAAAUUAAGUGUUUGUAAAUAUCGCAAGUUAAAAAACAUUAUGCAAUUAUAUUUGGUAAAAAAUUGUUAAAGAUGUCAAUAAAGAAUCUUUUUGAUUUGUUUAUGUUAUGCAUUUACUUUUAAUGUUUAUUCAUUAUAUUUUAGACAUAAGUUAUAAGAAAUUUGAUAACGUGAAUGUUACAAUGUUCUUGAGAAGUGUAGAAACGUGAAUGUUACAAUGUUUUUGAGGAGUGGGGCCAUGUUCUUGAGAAGUGUGGCCACGUUCUCAAGAUGUUUUUUCACCUUAAACCGAAAAAAAAGCUUUUUUUUAUUAAUAUAAUAUUAUAUUUAUUAAUUAUUUAUUUGGUAACUUUACUUGUGUUUAUUAGCUUUACCAUAUUAGAUAUCUGUGAAAAUUUAAUGGUUUUACUGUAA
This is a messenger RNA of Hydra vulgaris (swiftwater hydra), 3247 nucleotides long. Its product is annotated as extracellular calcium-sensing receptor. NCBI's taxonomy places the organism in Eukaryota, Metazoa, Cnidaria, Hydrozoa, Anthoathecata, Hydridae. Gene Ontology annotation, cellular component: plasma membrane. The record is from RefSeq and is a predicted model, not a curated record. Gene Ontology annotation, molecular function: adenylate cyclase inhibiting G protein-coupled glutamate receptor activity. Gene Ontology annotation, biological process: regulation of synaptic transmission, glutamatergic; G protein-coupled glutamate receptor signaling pathway.